Molecule: messenger RNA, 3260 nt
Organism: Armigeres subalbatus
Lineage: Eukaryota; Metazoa; Arthropoda; Insecta; Diptera; Culicidae
Gene: Dop1R1
Product: dopamine receptor 1
Exons: 9
Coding region: 1860-3218 (452 amino acids)
Biological process (GO): G protein-coupled receptor signaling pathway
Cellular component (GO): plasma membrane
Molecular function (GO): G protein-coupled receptor activity
Source: RefSeq, a predicted model, not a curated record
CCGUUUGGCAGUCAGUCAGCUUCAAGCUUUCGGUGGACGAUGUUGCGCCCUUCUCGGUGGACCCCAAGCGGUGCGACUUCACAGUCAGUCAGUGGUUGUGUCCGGUGCGUGUGUAUGUGUGGCUGUGUGGCUUUGGCACCUAAUUUGGCACCAGGAACAGUGAAAGCCAAAACGUGUUGAGGAAGGAACUGCUGCGGUGGGCUGUUCUGCGAGGAAAGUGCCGUUGGUGGGCUACCCUUCGGAGGAUAACUGUUGCUAUCGGGGACCGUGAACUGGCCCCUCUUUGUCGCGUGGACCGGAUGUAAGGAAUGCCCACGUUGUUUCUUAUGAGCGGAAGUUUGGGUAGAUAACCUGUGUCUCGGACGGGCUGGCGUGAAUUUUUGUAUCCGCAUUUUUGAUUCCGGCGGAGGCUGCUGACCGAUCCGCAGCGGGGCAAUUAGUGGAAGAAUGUGGCAAUUGCUUCGCGUGUGACUUUUUCGCAGUUUGUUUACGCGCGCGAAUCAAGCGCUUGAGGGAGUGAUUUGAAUGUAGUUAAUUGGUGUGGGCUGAGUAGAGUCGAAAGUGGCCGCUGGCGUGGGAAAAUCGCGAUUAGAAGCAGUUAAAUGAGGUGAGCUUUCCGGCUGUAUGAGUUAAUUGGUGCUGAUUUGUGACACGAGCAGAUUGUUUUAGAUGGGUAGAUGUUUAGAUCAUGUAACAGAUGUAUAAAUAAAUGUUAAAAAUUCAAUGAUUUAAUGUGAAGAAUAAGUGUAAGCCGUCGGUGUUAUAUGUUGAAAUAUGAAUAUAAUAAGCAAUCAAUAUCGAUGUGAAGUGUUCAAACGGGUGUACGUGACAAGAUUAUAAGAACUGCACAAUUUUUGAGCGGACUUGAGAUAAGCACAAACGUUAAUUAAACGAUGAAAUACGAACGCUAUGCUCCAUCAAACGUUUUACUGGCAGACAUAGAUCUAAAAGACAACUUUUAUAAAAAUAAAUUCUUAGCCACACAUACCAAAUAGAAUCGUCAACUUGUAACAAAACUUGUCAAAGCAAUACCACACAAGUCAUUCCAUCGCAGAGUCAUUCCCAUCUUGACUUAAUUCGACUGCAUUGGGACAAAAAGUUCCCCAUCUGCAGCAUCUCGAGUGCAACAAUACCGAAUCAAUCGCAUCAGAAAAUAGCAAUUGUGCAAUUCUUUACCGAAUCAAAGCGAAGAAACUCGGUGCAGCAACCGUUUGCCCAUUUCAGUAUUUCACUGAGUGACGACUUUUCCCGGGAAGUUUUAAUUGAAGGAAUUCUUCUCAAAUGCAGUGUGCUCGGUGCGCUCGAGAAUGCUGAAUCUUCACGUUGCACAGUAAGAUGAAGAUACGAAACGAAAAAGAAGAAUAAGCGAGGAAGCUUGUUUGAGAAAUGGAUUCCGCUGUCGACAACUUUGACGGACCAUCAACACCCUCGCAGCCCAGCCGGAAGAACUCGAAGUGAUAACGAUCAUCAUCAGCAUCACCAGAGUGGGAAAGUUUUUGAGUGAAAACGAAGUUUGGCGGCUUCCCAAGCGAACGAACCGCAGCAGGGAUGGUUGUGGCUUUGUCUGGAUGCUAAAGCUCCCGACGAUGGACGCUUUUGUGUGCGUUCGACAGUGCGGAAGAUUGGCUCAAGUUGUGUAACUGGCACUUUGUUUGGGUGCAUUUUUUUCGCUUCACUAGCCCGGGCGGGUAGCACCCGGUGAAGUUUGGUCUUUGUGUGUUGGAAAAAAUCCUAAAGGAAAAGUGCGAAAACUUUUUUUGUGAAGGCAAACGAACGAACAGGGUUCGCAUCAACUUUGGGUGAGCUUUCACAUCAUCACCAUCAUCAUCAACAACAGCUGCCGGCGGACGGUUUCCAGAAUGGACAUGGAUAUCAUCGACAUCCGGACGCUGGGAUAUCUCUCCAGUACUAGCACGGUUGUGUCAGCGACUACCAUAUGCAGUAACCUGACGGCGGUGGCAAACCAGACAGACGGUCCGGGCGAUGGCGGAGGGAGUGGCGGCGUUGGUGGAGGCGGUGGCACACGACACGACGACGGCGGCGACGAUGACGAUGUAGACGCUUUAUCGCCUCUGUCGAUGUCCUUUCUCGGUGUUUUUCUAUCGAUUGUGAUAUUUCUCUCCGUAGCCGGCAACAUCCUGGUGUGUAUAGCGAUCUACACCGAGCGGAGUUUGCGGCGAAUCGGAAAUCUUUUUCUGGCGUCGCUGGCCAUCGCCGAUCUGUUUGUGGCAUCGCUGGUGAUGACGUUUGCCGGUGUCAAUGAUUUAUUGGGCUACUGGAUAUUCGGGGCCCAAUUCUGCGACACCUGGGUGGCGUUCGAUGUCAUGUGUUCAACCGCUUCCAUCCUGAAUCUGUGCGCCAUCUCGCUGGACCGGUACAUCCACAUCAAGGAUCCGCUCAGAUACGGGCGCUGGGUAACGCGGCGCGUUGCCAUCGGGACGAUAGUCGUCAUCUGGCUGCUGGCGGCGCUCGUAUCGUUCGUGCCCAUUUCGCUCGACCUUCACCGGGACAAGCGGGACGAAACGGACACCUCGCUCGUCAUCAACGGCGUCAAGUACGAAACGUGCGCCCUGGACCUGACGCCCACCUAUGCCGUCGUUUCUAGUUGUAUAAGUUUCUACGUACCUUGUAUAGUUAUGAUCGGAAUUUACUGCAGGCUCUACUGCUACGCCCAGAAGCACGUCAAAUCGAUACGAGCGGUGACGAGGCCGGGCGAAAUCAGCGAGAAACGCUACCGCAGCAUACGGAGGCCCAAGCCGAGCAAGAACAAGCUGAAACUGCGGCAGCUGGCGCACCACGCGUCCUCACCGUACCACGUGUCGGACCACAAGGCGGCCAUCACUGUCGGCGUCAUCAUGGGUGUGUUCCUCGUGUGCUGGGUGCCGUUCUUCUGUGUUAACAUCAUUGCGGCGUUCUGCAAGACCUGCAUCGGGCCGCAAACGUUCAAGGUGCUGUCCUGGCUGGGCUACUCCAACUCGGCCUUCAACCCAAUCAUCUACUCGAUCUUCAACACGGAGUUCCGGGAGGCGUUCAAGCGAAUCCUGACGACGCGGAGUUCCUGGUGCUGCGGGCAGGAGAUGGGUAACAUCUACCCGCGGCACAGCGACCGCUACGUGACGGACUACGCGGCCAAGAACGUCGUCAUGAACUCGUGUCGCUCGUCCGCCGAUCUCGAACAGGAUGAUCAAGAGGACCAAGAGUACUUUUCCGUUUUCUGAAGAGCUACUCAUCUGAAGUAUGCAAUUAUGAUGGUUAUGAUG